AUGGAGUCUCGCUUUUUGAUCUCACGUCCGGCGCCUCUGCUGCACCUGCUGCCGACUACUCGUGACGAUGUUGCUCGCCUUGCUGUUCGUAAUCACCUGCCUUCUGCUGAGCGCGCGCACUUUGGCCAUUACAAGAGUGCUAAGUCUCUGUAUGACGCUGUCGUAGCGCGCUACUCCUCCCCUGCCACUGCUACCCUCAGCCGCCUCAUGCUAGCGGACCACUUUCUCUCCCUUUGCCCCACCGAGCUCACCGUCGACUUGCUAGAGGAGCGCCUCACUGCAGCUGAGAAGAGUAUAGUUGCUGUAGGUGCUUCUCGCGGCGACCCUCGCGCCCCUUUCUUUGAGGGGUCGGGGCUGCGUCUGCUCCUAGUGGGAGGCGCCGCUAUGGCAAGGGCAAGGGGGGCAAGGGUGGUGGAGGGGACGGCGGGGGCGGCGGUGGUGGCGGUGGAGGAGGCGGAGGGGGUGGGGUGGGGCAAGGGUGGUGGCGGGAGUGGGGGCGUCAGUGGUGGCGGUGGAGGUGGUGGAGGCAGUGGCAGCGGUGGUGGAGGCAGCGGCAGCGGUGGUGGAGGCAGUGGCAGCAGGGUUGGAGGUGGCGGCGGCGGUGGUGCUGGUCGGGGUGGAGCCGCGCAGCGUGGAGGCCUCAGCGGUAGCCAGCGCCAGCAGCAGCCGCUUUCCCGCGAGACCCCGUCUCCCCACCAGCUUCGUGAGUGGUACGCUGGGCGUGGGAGGUCUGGGGGUGCUGGUCCCUGCACUUACGUUCUCCGCACCAGCGGGCGCCGUGGGGAGACGCGCGGCCUGCCACACACGCCGGAGCGCUGUUUCGGUCGCCUGUCUGACGUCUGGCGCGCACAGAUUCCUGACGCAGCUGAGCUCCCUAGCUGGGCUGAUAUGCUUAGGCAGAAUGUUGAUAUCUUUGCUCUUGACUAUGAUGCUAUCCUUGCUGCCAUGUAUGCUGUGACUAUUAGUGCUGAGGGUGACUGUUACCUGUGUGUGCCGCCUGACCCAGGUAUAGAGUCUACUGCUCUAGGUACUGGUGAGGCUGCUGCUCUAGGUGCUAGUGCGUCUGCUGCUCCAGGUGCUGGUGAGUCUGCUCUCUCUGGUACUGCGCCUGCUGAGGCCUUGCACACCUUCACACUUGACUCAGGUGCUUCCCGCUCCUUCUUUUGUGACAGCACCACACUCACGCCGCUCAGUGGGCCAGUUGCAGUCUCCCUGGCGGACCCCUCUGGGGGCCCAAUCCUUGCGCACUCCACCACGGUCCUGCCGUGGCCGGCGGUCCCAUCUGGCUCACUGGUUCUCCCUCCCCUCCCACCCUCGCCUGCUCCUCCCUGUCUUCCCUGUGUCGAGGGGCGGCAGCGCGCCGCUCCUCACUCCUCCUCGUUUCCCCCGACGACUGCUCCCCUGCACACCCUCCACAUGGACGUGUGGGGCCCAGCCCGCGUUUGUGGACAGGACCGCGAGCAGUAA
This is a messenger RNA of Closterium sp. Naga37s-1, 1467 nucleotides long. The record is from the annotation of a GenBank genome assembly. NCBI's taxonomy places the organism in Eukaryota, Viridiplantae, Streptophyta, Zygnematophyceae, Desmidiales, Closteriaceae.